AUGGUUCUCGAAAGUACUAUGAUAUGUGUUGAUAACAGCAACUACAUGCAAAAUGAUGAUUUUAUACCUAGCCGUCUACAAGCUCAACAAGAUGCUGUUAACAUAGUAUGUCUUUCUAAGACUCGUGAAAAUCCUGAGAACAUCGUCGGUCUAUUAACUUUAGCCAAUGUUCGUGUAUUGGCUACUUUAACAGCCGAUGUUGGUAGGAUUCUAUCAAAAUUGCAACAAGUAAAACUCAAUGGUAUCAUGGAUUUUCUUACUGGCAUUAAAGUUGCUCAUUUAGCGUUGAAGCAUCAUCAAGGAAAAAAUCAUAAAAUGCGUAUAAUUGCAUUUAUUGGCAGUACGAUUGGUUUGGAUGAAACAGAAAUUAUUAAGUUAGCUAAGAGGCUCAAGAAAGAAAAGGUUAAUGUGGAUGUUGUUUCUUUAGGCAUAGAGGAUGAAAAUUCUGAUGUAUUAACUGCGUUUGUUAGUGUGUUAAAUGGUAAAGAUAGUGGUGGCAGCCAUCUUAUUGCUGUACCACCAGGUUCACAUUUUUCCGAAGCAUUAGUAUCAGCUCCAGUUAUUCAAGAAAAAGAUGGUGCUUCAGGAGCUGGUCUUGGCAGAACAGUAUAUAAAUUCGGAGUUGAUGCUAAUGAAGAUCCUAAAUUAUCUUUAUCAAUGCUUAUUUCUAUGGAAGAACAAAGAGCUAUACAGGAGCAAGAAGCUCGUCGAAUUCAAGCUGCAUCUGCUGGUGCUGAAACGUCAACUGCUCGUCCAGAAACAAUUAAUAAAACUCCAACAGAAGAAGCUAUGUUGGAGCGUGCUUUGUCAAUGGAAACUAGUGAAGAUGAGCCUAUGGUUGUACAGGAGGGAUCUGGCACUUCAACUUCAGGACCUUCUGCUGUAGCUCCAUCUCAAGUGGACUUUUAUUGUAUGAGUGAAGAACAGCAGAUAGCAUUUGCUAUGCAAAUGUCUCUGCAGGACUUGGCAGCUAAAGAAAAAGCAUCAACAUCAACAAUAUAUGAACAACGGCAACGAAAUUGGGCACUGCAUGUGCAUAAUGAACCGACAAUAGUUGCUGAACCAACAGCACCAGUACCAGUAGCUGCAGAUUUAGUACCAGUUGUUGCACCAGUAUCAGUAACUGAUAAUUUAGUAGCAUUUGUUGCACCGGCAGAAGCAGUUUCAUUAGUACCAGUAUCAAUUCAGAUGCUUCAUGUAGAACUACCUGACAACGGAAGGCUGAUACAAUAUGAACAACAGCAACAAAAUUUGGCACUGCAUGUGGAUAAUGAACCACCAAUAGUUAUUGAACAAGCAGCAGUUGUUGCACCAGUAUCAGUAGCUGAUGAUUUAGUAGCAUUUGUUGCACCGGCAAAAGAAGUUGCAUUAGCACCAGUAUCAGGUCAGAUGCUUCAUCUAGAACUACCUGACAACGAAAGGCAGAUAGUACGUGGUCAUGCUUACAACCUACAAGGUAGUAAAUAUAACUAA
Messenger RNA from Macrosiphum euphorbiae (potato aphid), 1473 nucleotides. NCBI's taxonomy places the organism in Eukaryota, Metazoa, Arthropoda, Insecta, Hemiptera, Aphididae. The record is from the annotation of a GenBank genome assembly.